Messenger RNA from Tetranychus urticae (two-spotted spider mite), 2199 nucleotides. The record is from RefSeq and is a predicted model, not a curated record. NCBI's taxonomy places the organism in Eukaryota, Metazoa, Arthropoda, Arachnida, Trombidiformes, Tetranychidae.
UGAGCUAUCACCACUGCGCAAAUCAAAGUUACAGAUCAACUGCGUCAACAGAUUAUUGUCAACCAAUUUUAAACUAUCUGGUACAAAUGGCACAUUAACCGCUUUUUUGUCUAUCUUAUGAUGUGCAUAACUUAUCUACUCAAUUUAAGUUUAAAUUGAUUCUUUAUUCAAGUCCAUUAUCGCAAUAAGCUAUCAAGCUAAAUAUGGUACAUUAUAAACGGGUGUGAAAUAUUUCUGAUUAUUUUUAUUUCCAUCUAACAUCCUGAGAUGAUUGUAUCUUAAAGCUAUUACUUGAACUUGAAUAGUAACGAAGAGAAUAAGUUGUCCGUAAUAUUUUCUUAUCUAACUUCCAGUUCAUCAUUUUUUCAAUAUGAAUCGUAAUUAUCAUUGCGAAUACUCAUGUAACAUAAAUCUGGAACAAUAAUUAAGAUUAACUUAAUCGGUUUAUAUUGAUUGAUUGAAUGUUGAAAGUCAUGAAUACAAUUGGUAUUAAUAGAGAUUUUUUUGCAAGUUUAUUAAUGAUUUUACAUCUUUACUUGUACUCUAGUUAUAUGCAAUCGGUUAGCAAUGAUCAGAGAAUCUCUAUUUCGUGUUUAUUUAUUAACUCUAUCGAACUUAAAAUGUGCUAAAUGUGUUCUUGUUUUUUAUUUACCUUCGAAGACGUCAUCUUUUUAUUGCAUGUUUAUCGCAAAUUGAUUUAAUAAGUCGCCUUAUUUUCUUAGCUGAUUAAUAAUCUUACGAAGGUAUUUAACACAAAGUAUGGAUAUGUCUAGUCACAGAAAUAACAUUUAGUUUGUUUUUGUGCACAACAUACACUGUAUACCCUCGAUCUCAAUACAAAGUAACUUGCCAGUUCUCAGUUUGACUUCUUGUGAUUUGUGUAUUUAAUUUGUAAUAAAAUUAUGGGACGUUUAGCUGUUGUUACAGGAGCCAAUAAAGGAAUUGGAUUUGCCAUCGUCGAAGCGCUUUGCAAAAAAUUUGAUGGAACUGUUAUGUUAUGUUCAAGAGAUUUGGAACGAGGACAAAAAGCGGUUGACGCUCUUAAACAAAAAGGUUUAAAUCCUGUUCUACAUCAACUGGAAAUAUCUGACCAAAACAGCAUCAAUAAAUUGGCUGAAACGAUCAAGAAUGAAUAUCAAGGUUUGGACAUUCUUGUCAAUAAUGCAGCUAUAGCUUAUAGACGUGAUGCGACAGAUCCUUUGGUUAAACAAGCUGAAGACACUAUUAAUGUCAACUUUUUUGCCAAUCUCGAUGUUUGUAAGACAUUAUUUCCUUUAUUAAGACCUCAUGCUAGAGUUGUCAAUGUUUCAAGCGCUGCUGGUAUGUUGAAGCAAGUAACUAGUCCAGAGAUACGACAAAAACUUACCAAUCCUGAUUUGACUGAGGAUGAAUUGGUUUCCCUGGUUAACGAAUAUUUAGUUGAUGUUAAAGCGGGUGUUCACUUAGACAAAGGUUGGCCUGCACGACCAUACGCUGCCUCUAAAGUUUUCUUAUCCGUUUUGACUUUUAUCCACCAACGAGAGUUCAACAAAGACAGCAGGGAAGAUAUUGUCAUCAAUGCCGUACAUCCAGGAGCAGUUGAUACUGAUUUGACUAAUCAUAAGGGGCCAAUGACUAUAGAGCGAGGAGCUCAAGCGCCUGUUUACUGUGCGUUGCUUCCACCUAAUAGUUUAAAACCCAAAGGUGAUAUGGUUUGGGACGAUUCGAAGAUAGUUGAUUGGCAAUCACUGGAAUAAAAUAUUCAUUAUUUUACUUCUGUUACAAUAUUUAUAUUUAGUCAAGGUAUAAAGUUACUGUCAUGAACUGUCUACAUUCUUGUUUUAAAACCAAUCUGUUUACUGAUUUUAUAAGUCUCACAAUAUUAUCAGCUUUCAUCUACAAGCCAAAUAUGAAAAUUAAUUUCAUGUAUUAAUAUAAUUUUUGAUUGGUCUGUAUAUAAUAAAACUCAUUCAGAUUCCACUCACUGUUACACGAACAUUCAUAAAUACAUUUACAUUAACGCAAAAGUCUUUAACCUCAACAAAUUUUCCGCUUUAAUUCUCAAUUCUGUAACUAAUUGUGAAAGUCAGCAAACUAGUGAUUGACAAAAAUAUUAAUAGUCUACCUCAAUAUAAUUAACAUGUCUAUUGACAUUGCUUGCCCAGGCUUUCACUAAUACCAAACCGUACAACAUUCAUUUGAUUAUUUGAAAUUUAGUUU